AUGGGCAGAGGCAGUUGGGAGGAAUCUAUAUAUUGCUACACCCCACACAACUUCACACGAGAUCAGGCCCUGUAUGCCAGAGGCUACUGCUGGACAGAGCUGCGGGAUGCAUUACCCGGUGUUGACCCUGAUCUCCGGCCUUCCCUGUUUGAGCACAAGUUUCUGCCUUAUGCUCUGAUGGCCUUUGCAGGCAUAAUGUACAUACCUGUCCUGGGAUGGGAGUUCCUGGCCUCCACUCGCCUCACCUCUGAGCUCAACUUCCUCCUUCAAGAGAUCGACAACUGCUACCACAGGGCAGCCGAGGGCCGAGCACCCAAGAUUGAGAAGCAGAUCCAGUCCAAAGGGCCAGGGAUUACAGAAAGCGAGCGACGUGAGAUCAUUGAGAAUGCUGAGAAGGAGAAGAGCCCUGAGCAAAACCUGUUUGAAAAGUAUCUAGAAAGGCGAGGGCAGAAUAAUUUUCUGGCUAAGUUGUAUUUGGCACGGCAUUUAGCCAUCAUCUGCCUCAGCUCAAUCCCCAUUACUUACCUGAGUACUUAUUAUGCCCGUCAGAGGCAGAAUGAGUUCACCUGUGCCCUGGGCGAGCCACCUGACACUAGCAGCAUUCCUGAACUGCGGUUAAAUGUUAAUUGCAAACUGCCAGCCGUGCAGCUCCAGCGCAUUAUGGCUGCCGUGGAUAUCGCCUUGCUCUGUACUAUGAACCUCAUCAUCCUUUUGAACUUGCUGCAUUUGUUUGUGGUGCGCAAGUCCAACUUUGUCUUCGACAAGCUGCACAAAGUGGGAAUUAAAACACGCAGGCGCUGGCAAAAGUCACAGUUUUGUGACAUCAAUAUUCUUGCCAUGUUCUGUAAUGAGAACAGAGACCACAUUAAGUCUCUUAACAGACUGGACUUUAUCACUAAUGAGAGUGACCUCAUGUAUGAUAAUGUGGUGCGGCAGCUGUUGGCAGCCUUAGCCCAGUCCAACCAGGAUGCCACUCCGACUGUGAGAGACUCUGGUAUCCAGACUGUUGACCCCAGUAUAAACCCAUCUGUGCUUGGUGUAGGAGAGCUGAGUGGAGAACCCUCAGUAAUCAAAAGACCCCGCAAGAAGAUGAAAUGGAUCCCCACAUCUAACCCUUUGCCACAGUCCUUUAAAGAACCCCUCACUCUAACCAGGCUGGAAAAUAGUAUGAAGGCAGAAAAACCUAAACCAGUACGGAGGAAGAAUGAAAGCAUUAUGGCUCCACUUCUGGAUAGUAAGAGCACACAACAUCCUCCUACUACCAAAGAAACAUAUAAUAUAGAGAAGAAACACACUCUUAAUCUCACGCUGGAUGUUCAUCCUUACAUGCUAACCAUCCAGAAAGCAAAACCAGAAAAGUUGAACUCCGAGCCACCCCCUGUUGAGCACUCUCUCGACAAUGUUUAUAUUGAGGGCCCACAUACAAUUGGCCAUGUCUCCUCUUCUCUAACUGAGAAGAAAGAUUCUCCUCCACUGUCCACAACCACCACCUUCUCCACAGCCACAUUCUCCACAACAUCCUAUAUGAAUGGUGAUACAAACAACCUGCCUCCUUCAGACUCCCUGAAGGUCAAGGAUCCUCUCAAUCAGGGGGCUGAACCUGAGAGCCAACCUGGGCCUUUCAGCAAAAAUCCCUCGCACCCACUGCUGAGCAUCCAUCACACCUUGCAUGAGGAAGAGGAGGAGCAAAGCAAAAGAGCCAGACUAACCAGACCUGGCGAGCUGAUUGCUGAUGGAGAGUGCUGAAGGCAGAUAAACAUGUGCACAUACUCUCACACAAAUGCAAUAGCACUUAGAAUAUGAACUGAAGCACAAAAGAAUAUGCUGGUUUUUAGGGUAAUGUUUUUGGAUUUCCAGUUAUGUGUGGAUUACUGAUUAAUACAUUUUCAGAGAUAAUGAUUAUGGGACAUUUGGUAGGCAAUGUUGAGAUGUUAUACAGUAACACAUUCACAAUUAUGACGAGGCGGAGGUCAUGGCCGGGCCCUGAGGGUGCACAGCUGGUGCUAAGUCAAAUAAUUUGCAGGGGAGAGAGAUAAAGGGGAGUCGGAGACACCAGUUCGGGAGAGAGUGAAACACACGCGGCCACUCUGUGUGUGUGUGUGUGUGUGUGUGUGUGUGUGUGUGUGUGUUUAUGUUUGUUUUAUGUUGUUUUAUGUUGCGUUUAUGUCAUUAAAGUUUACGUUGACUGUUCUGCCGGGUCCCCAUCCCUAACCCAUUACAUUGGUUCCGAAACCCGGGAAGGAGGAGGGAUGUGCUGUUGUGGAGUCUCUUUGCUGCUUCCGUCCACCAGGGGAGGGUUUAGAAACUCGGGAAGGAGGAGGGAUGCGCUGUUGUGGAGUCUCUUUGCUGCGAAUAGGAGUCACUGCCAGCCACCGGGAGUCGGAGGAAGUGCUGCCAUCUGCCAGGAAGGUGAGGAGCCGUUCUCGGAGGGCAUGGCCGGGCCGUGAGGUUGCACGGCCGGAACUGAGUCAAUUAAUUAGCAGGAGAGAGAAAUAAAGGGGAGCCAGAGAUACCAGUUCAGGAGAGAGACACCCAAGACCUUGUUGCUUACCCAAUGUGUUGAUGUGUCCCCUAUAACAUUUCAAAUGAAGGCAGACGCACAUACAUUUUUUUUUUUUUUUGCAAAAAGCACGAUUUGUUCAUUUAUAACAUUAAUUUCAAUGCAGUUUCAUGCACUUUUACACAGCACAUUUUUUUCACUGAUGUCAAGAGUUAUCCAACGCAAAACAGUUUAUGUAUUCUUAAAAUAUGCAACCUCACGUUAUUAUUGUUGCAAUAAUAUGCAGAUAUGGACUGUAUAUACUAAGCUGUAUAGAAAAAAAGUACUUCUUUCAUUUAAUAAUAUGAAAUAUUUUAGGCAUUUUCCUUGUUCAAAAAUGAUAAUCACUACGGUAAUUUACAAAUCCCAUGGCUUGUUUAUCCUCACACCUUCUGUGCACUUAUUCAAUGGAAUUGAAUCAAUCUAGGUCUCUGGUUCAAAGUGUUAAAAACAUUAAACUCUAGAUCAUCAGAGGAACAAAGGGAUUCUUA
Molecule: messenger RNA, 3030 nt
Organism: Xyrauchen texanus (razorback sucker)
Lineage: Eukaryota; Metazoa; Chordata; Actinopteri; Cypriniformes; Catostomidae
Gene: panx2
Product: pannexin 2
Exons: 5
Coding region: 1-1746 (581 amino acids)
Biological process (GO): monoatomic cation transport; positive regulation of interleukin-1 production
Molecular function (GO): channel activity
Source: RefSeq, a predicted model, not a curated record